UAUAGUUUACAAUUGUUAAAAUGUAACUAAAUCAAAAUUGCGAUUAUACGAUUCUCUCGUACGUUUGUUUUGAAUGUAUAGCUCUAAACUCUAAACAAUCAGAGCCAGACAUCGGAUAACGACAAGGAACGAGUGUAUUAUUAAUUCGCACAUGUUGGCAGCACCUUUUAUACUUCAGGAGUUUUCGAAUGUGUUCGACGAUCGAUAAGACGAUUUCCAGAGGAUUAUCUUAUCGUAUUAUCUGAUGUUCAAUUAUAGCAGAUUAACUGUUACUCGGCUUUAUAUUUAUAUGUUUCCUUGUUAGACAGCUAGUAAAAAUUGCCGGCAAAACGUGGAGGGUGCGAUAGUUGACUAAAAAUCUCAUUUUUUAAAUUUUACAGGCGUAGUUUUUGUGGAUCGUUCGUCCACCUUCGUAGUCACGAAUACCCUUUUUUCACCGUAGGGAUACGUUUCCGUUCGACGUGUAGAGCCCUGCGUGAUUUGCACUCGCGAUCGUUCGCCAUAUGGCCCGAUACCGGUGAAUAUAGGUCACGCGAAGACACGUGUAUUUUCUCGCUAGGUAAGAAACAAUUCCUACGGUUGUUAACCGUCAACUUGGCACAAUGGACACAUUGAAAGUUUGUUAUCCACCUGCGUUGUGUAAUAAAAAAAAAUAUAUCACACAUCGGUUGAAAUGCAACAUUUUGAUACAAUAUUAUGGUUAUCAAGCUCUUAUGCAAUGAAUCACUGAUCCUCGAUCGUUCUAAACAUUUUCGAAUAAUAUGCAAUAAGUAUUGAACGUAUCUACGACGAUCGCCGAAAGGACUUCUGUCCAGCUAGUAUAAACGAUUCGUUACAUCGCGCGUCGAAUCGAUAAGGAAGAAAGCGAGGCGAUUAUUUCCUUAAAAUACAUCUCGAGUACACGGACAGCGUAUAAUAAUCCUUUCAUCGUAUCCGGCUGGAAGCCGUAAAGAGGCUUUGGCUCUCAAUGCUUUCACGACGAUUUACUCGAGCUUCUUGUGAUUCACGCGAACGACUCGACCCCGGAAUAUUCGAUAAACCGUCACGUUCGGUGGCCUCCGUGCGAGACGGUCGAUUCAGACUUACGUAGCGUUCUCGUUUUUUUCAUUGUAUGAAAAACGAAGACGUUUCGUCUGACUCACCGUAUGUAACUAGAGUCACACAACGGAGUCACCUAAAUCCGUUUUAUUCCCAUUAUUUCAUCCGCCAAUCGCACGGCCGCUACGAUCGGUACACGCGUCCGAGCGCAAUAAUACUAGACCACAAAGUCACGAGUCAUGCAUAAUGACUUUCGCCGAAUCAACAGAUAGUGCAACACAUGUUUGCGCUUUCAACAGCUGUUCUUCACGCGACUCUGUCGUGAAAAUAUCCUGAGCAACCGAAUAAUCGACGUUCGUAUAUGUGUCAGAGCUCAACGUCGUCGGCAAUAAAAAAUUUAAACUUAAACAAAGGAUCGGAUUGAUCUUUAAGAAAAUAAUAAAGCCGUUGACAGUUACAAGGUGCAGCGGAUAAUUUGAAUAUUCUUAUCGGUUGGUUUCUUUGAAAACUGUUAUCUGUAUAUGUAGAACAGUCGUAUCUAAAACAAUUUCAAACCAUGCUCUGAAGCGCAAAAUUAACGAAAUAGGGACGUAAACAUACGUAAAUAGAGAGUACAUUUUAUACACGAAACAUUGUUUAAUUACUUUACCUCGAACAUCGAUUAACCGGUGGGUCACGAAUUUAUUGCUGCGAUUCGCGUUAAUCGACAAUCUGCUGUAUUCUUAACAUUUCUUCGUUAAUUCGAUAUGCGAAAAUAUACGACGAAGUUUGCGGCGCAGAAAGGAAGCGUUCGAAACAUGCGAUUCGAUGUAGUUAUUUAUUAUUAUCGUUCAAACGCUCCAUGGUAACGAAUUCCACUCGAUUCCCGUGGCUUUCGUCGCUACGUUCAUUCCUGCUUCGGUCCCUAUCGUUUUCGUACCGAAAUCCAACACCAUGAUGAUGACGUUCCAAACCGUCACCAAGGAGGACCUGAAGCUCGCCGCUUCUAUCCAGCGUCGAAGGCAAAUAGAAGAGGAAAGGAAGCAGCGAAUAUUCAAUCCGCGAUUCAGGAAAAUCGGAAUAGACAAGGAAUUCUUGGACAAACAGGUCGCGGAAAAGAAGCAGCAGCGCCAGCUAGAACAGGCACGAGAAACCGAGCUCGACGAGAAUUUGAUUCGCGGCAGUAAGCUCGCUUUGCUUCUCGAAAAACAACAAGAAGAGGAGAGACGACAGAUAAACGUUGAGAUUGAAAAUUUCCGACGACACCACCAGCGACCGGAGGAUCGACGAGAUUACGAUCUGUGCGAUCCGGAUGCCGUGAAGAAAUCGUGUUCAGCACCCUGCGAUGGAGACUCGCAAUCCGGUUUGGCCUGCGGGCAGAAAUUCGAGGGCGAGGAUACCGACUCGAAGGAACGCUUGAAAGCGCAAAAAGAGGAGAUGAGAUGGUGGAUAGAGAAGCAAAAGAAUGAACGUACGAUGGAGGAGAGAGAUCGGCAGGAAGCCGAGAAAGCGUACCAGGAAGCCGUCAUCUCCAGGGACAAGCGCGCCAUGACGUUAGAUCGUAUGGAGCGAGAAUGUCGUCGAAGGUUGAACGAAGCCACCGCAAGUUUCAAUCGGGCCCUGGCGGAGGAACAGGAGCGACGCCGCCACUGCGAAGCCCUUCGGGACGAGGAGGAUAAGAAAGCGGAAAUCUACAAUCACGUGACCGGGGACUUCCUCACGGAAGCCAAAGAGCAGGCCGAGAGCACCCGUGGACCGCACAAGCCGUUGGCCUCGCGCUACAAAGGCAUGUCCGCGGAUGAGCUUCACGUUUUCAGGGAGGAGCAAGCACGUCAGAUGAUUGAAAUCGAGAGAAUGAAAUUGGAGGAGAAGCGAAUGAACGAGGAAUGGGAUCGGUUGAUGAAUUCACACGCGCGAAUCGCGGACACGUACCAGCGUGAAAUGGACCGGAAGAGAGCGGAAAUGAAGAAGAAGAUAGCCGACGAGAACCUGCGGCUGGCGGAACAACAAAGAUCCCGUCAGGAGUAUCUGAAUAAAACUCUUUACAAAACUGGACCAACUGCCGCCUUCUUUGAACAAUUUAACAGAGACGCUCGCUGAAAUAAAAACUUGAUUUUUUACAUAACGAUAUUUAUAAAGAUAGCACGUUUUAUCAUAUUUUGUCGACUAUUCGUUUAUACAAAAUUCGAUAAAUUUGUCAUUUUAUAAAGCAUCUUCAGUCUAUAAUGUAUC
Molecule: messenger RNA, 3249 nt
Organism: Hylaeus anthracinus
Lineage: Eukaryota; Metazoa; Arthropoda; Insecta; Hymenoptera; Colletidae
Product: RIB43A-like with coiled-coils protein 2
Exons: 7
Coding region: 1972-3117 (381 amino acids)
Source: RefSeq, a predicted model, not a curated record